Messenger RNA from Closterium sp. Naga37s-1, 2016 nucleotides. NCBI's taxonomy places the organism in Eukaryota, Viridiplantae, Streptophyta, Zygnematophyceae, Desmidiales, Closteriaceae. The record is from the annotation of a GenBank genome assembly.
AUGGCGGCGCCGCUUCCGAAGUGCCUCACGUUCUGGCAGCUCAUCCCGCUAGGAGUGGGGUCGACCAUAGGCGCGGGAGUGUACGUUCUCAUUGGCACAGUGGCACGGGAGAAAGCUGGACCGGCGCUGCCCCUCUCCUUCCUUAUAGCAGGCGUGGCGGCGGGCUUGGCUGCUCUCUGCUAUGCUGAGCUCGCCAGUCGCUGCCCGUCCGCUGGGAGUGCCUAUCACUAUGCGUACACGACUGUCGGGGAAGUGGUGGCGUGGCUGGUCGGCUGGGCCCUCAUUCUAGAGUAUACCGUGGGUGGGGCAGCAGUGGCUCGAGGCAUUUCACCAAAUCUGGCAAUGGCGUUGGGAGGGCCAGACAGCCUACCGUUCAUCCUGGCUCGUCUGCCCGUCCCAGGCACCACUGUAGUGUUGGAUCCGUGUGCUGCCCUCAUGGUGGCUGCGGUGACAGUACUGCUGUCUGCCGGCAUUAAAGAGAGCGCCAAUUUCCAGAUGGGGAUGACAGUAGCGAAUAUGAUAAUACUGCUGUUUGUGGCGGUGGCGGGGGCAUGGAUAGGGUUUACCCACGGAUGGCCGGGGUACAAGGAGUCUCCAAGCUACCUACCAUUCGGAGUCUCUGGAUUGCUCGGGGGAGCUGCAAUGGCCUUUUUCUCGUACAUUGGAUUCGACACCGUUGCCAGCACAGCAGAAGAGGUGAAGCACCCUCAGCGCGACCUGCCUUUGGGGAUAGGUCUGUCUCUUGCCUGCUGUGGCGCUCUCUACAUGGUGAUAGCAGCGGUGCUGGUGGGGUUGACUCCGUUUGACCGCAUUGACCCGGACACACCCAUGGCUCAGGCGUUUGACACCUACCAUUUGGAUUGGGCCAAGUACCUUGUGACAGGGGGUGCGCUCGCAGCUCUCUCCACUACUCUCCUCGGAUCCCUGCUGCCCCAGCCGCGCAUACUGAUGGUCAUGGCUCGCGAUGGCCUCCUCCCAGCCUGGUUCGGCCGCAUCGACAAGGCCACGGGCGUUCCGCAGAACGCGACAGCUGUCACCGGGCUAUUGGCCGCCGCCAUGGCGUUCGUGCUUGAUAUCGGACAGCUGUCAGGCAUGGUCAGUGUGGGCACCCUUCUCGCAUUCACCACCGUCAGCCUCUCAGUGCUCAUCCUUCGCUACACCCCUCCCUCCUCUCCUCCCACCCCUCUCCCCUCCUCACACCCCCCUUCACUCCCCUCCUCCUCUUCUUCUUCCCACAACCAGCUUUACCACCCCACAUCUUCCUCCUCUCGCCCCCUACCAGCCUAUGCCUUCUCACCCCCAACUCGACCCCAGUAUAUAACAUCCUCUCUUCCAACUGCCGCCGCAGGGGCGGGUUUCUUUGUCUCUUCCCCUCUCCCGGUCGGCCAAUCCAGUGUGUUCAGGCACAUGGGCUCGCCGGACAGUCUGGGCACAUCUCCGGCCGUUGAAAUCCGAUCCAACGGCCAGCUGCAGUCCGUGUUUUCCCUCACGCCCAACUCGUUUCACGCACCACUGCUGGCUCGGUUGCUUGAAGAGAGGGCGGGAGAGGGGGAGGGGGAACGGGAGGAAGGGGAUGAGGAGGAGAGGGAGGAAGAAAAAGGUGAGGAGGAGGAGAGUGAGGAGGAGGGAGGGGAUGAGGAAGGUGAGGAGGACGGAGGGGAGGAGCGAGAAGAGAAGCAGCACCAUACAGCAAACCUUUCCGCCGAAUACAACACCACAGUAUCGGGAGGAAUGGGUGAUGAAGCUGCUGUUGAGAUCGCCUCUGAGAGCAACACUUCAGGCGGCAGGAAACAGGGUUCUGCUCUCCCCACUGCUGUCACACCUAUUACAGUCACUGCUACAGCCACACCUGCUGUGACAGGUCCUGCUACAGCCGCUACAGCUGCUAUAGCCGUCGCUGCACCCGCAUCCCACAGGCGACUUGCCUCUCGAGCCAUCGUUGCCGUCUCACUGGGUGCCCCUCUGCUUGGCGCUGCUGCUGCUGUGGCUUCGUCUUCUGCUGACCUUUCAGAGUGA